AAGUUGGAAAUUGAGCGGAGAAUUGAGUUGCCCGGGAACAGAGCCGCGGCCGCCGCCAGAGCGAUGUUCCCGCAGAGCCGGCACCCGACGCCGCACCAGGCUGCAGGCCAGCCCUUCAAGUUCACUAUCCCGGAGUCCCUGGACCGGAUUAAAGAGGAAUUUCAGUUCCUGCAGGCGCAGUAUCACAGCCUUAAAUUGGAAUGUGAGAAACUGGCAAGUGAAAAGACAGAAAUGCAGAGGCACUAUGUGAUGUAUUAUGAAAUGUCAUAUGGAUUAAACAUAGAAAUGCAUAAACAGACUGAAAUCGCCAAGAGAUUGAAUACGAUUUGUGCACAAGUCAUCCCAUUUCUGUCUCAGGAACAUCAACAGCAGGUGGCCCAGGCUGUCGAACGUGCCAAACAGGUGACCAUGGCAGAGCUGAAUGCCAUCAUCGGGGUACGUGGCCUACCAGGUCUACCUCCUACACAGCAGCAGUUGCAAGCUCAGCAUCUUUCUCACGGCCAUGGACCUCCAGUGCCCCUCACCCCUCACCCUUCGGGACUUCAGCCUCCUGGAAUCCCGCCCCUCGGCGGCAGUGCCGGCCUCCUGGCGCUGUCUAGUGCUCUGAGUGGCCAGUCUCACUUGGCAAUUAAAGAUGACAAGAAGCACCACGAUGCAGAGCACCACAGAGACAGAGAACCGGGCACAAGUAACUCCCUCUUGGUCCCAGACAGUCUAAGAGGCACAGAUAAACGUAGAAAUGGACCCGAGUUUUCCAAUGACAUCAAAAAAAGAAAGGUGGACGAUAAGGACUCCAGCCACUAUGACAGCGAUGGUGACAAAAGUGAUGACAACUUAGUUGUGGAUGUGUCUAAUGAGGACCCCUCGUCUCCACGAGCAAGCCCCGCCCACUCACCCAGGGAAAAUGGGAUCGACAAAAACCGUCUGCUAAAGAAAGACGCCUCCAGCAGCCCGGCAUCCACCGCCUCCUCGGGAAGUUCCACUUCUUUGAAAUCCAAAGAAAUGAGCUUGCAUGAAAAAGCCAGCACGCCUGUUCUGAAAUCCAGCACACCGACACCUCGGAGUGACAUGCCAACGCCGGGCACCAGCGCCACUCCAGGACUACGUCCAGGCCUCGGCAAGCCUCCAGCCAUGGACCCCCUCGUUAACCAAGCGGCGGCCGGCCUGAGGACGCCCCUGGCGGUGCCGGGUCCGUACCCUGCGCCUUUCGGGAUGGUGCCCCACGCGGGCAUGAACGGCGAGCUGACCAGUCCCAGCGCCGCCUACGCCAGCCUCCACAACAUGUCGCCGCAGAUGAGCGCGGCCGCAGCCGCGGCCGCCGUGGUGGCCUAUGGGCGCUCCCCGAUGGUUGGGUUUGAUCCUCCCCCUCACAUGCGUGUACCUACGAUCCCUCCAAACCUGGCAGGAAUCCCCGGGGGGAAGCCCGCAUACUCCUUCCACGUUACUGCAGACGGUCAGAUGCAGCCUGUCCCCUUCCCCCCGGACGCCCUCAUUGGCCCCGGCAUUCCCCGACACGCUCGCCAGAUCAACACCCUGAACCACGGGGAGGUGGUGUGCGCGGUGACCAUCAGCAACCCCACGCGACACGUGUACACGGGUGGGAAGGGCUGCGUCAAGGUCUGGGACAUCAGCCACCCUGGCAACAAGAGCCCUGUCUCUCAGCUCGACUGUCUGAACAGGGAUAACUACAUCCGUUCCUGCAAAUUGCUCCCUGAUGGCUGCACCCUCAUAGUGGGAGGGGAAGCCAGUACCCUGUCCAUUUGGGACCUGGCGGCUCCCACCCCGCGCAUCAAGGCAGAGCUGACAUCCUCGGCCCCCGCCUGCUACGCCUUGGCCAUCAGCCCCGACUCCAAGGUCUGCUUCUCAUGCUGCAGCGACGGCAACAUCGCCGUGUGGGACCUGCACAACCAGACGCUGGUGAGGCAAUUCCAGGGCCACACAGAUGGGGCCAGCUGUAUUGACAUUUCUAACGAUGGCACCAAGCUCUGGACGGGCGGCUUGGACAACACGGUCCGGUCCUGGGACCUGCGCGAAGGGCGGCAGCUGCAGCAGCACGACUUCACCUCCCAGAUAUUCUCCCUUGGUUAUUGCCCAACUGGGGAGUGGCUGGCCGUGGGCAUGGAGAGCAGCAACGUGGAAGUUCUCCACGUGAACAAACCUGACAAGUACCAGCUGCAUCUCCACGAGAGCUGUGUGCUAUCCCUGAAAUUUGCUUAUUGUGGUAAAUGGUUUGUGAGUACUGGAAAAGAUAACCUCCUCAAUGCUUGGCGGACCCCCUAUGGAGCUAGUAUAUUCCAGUCCAAAGAGUCCUCAUCCGUGCUCAGCUGUGACAUCUCUGUGGACGAUAAGUACAUAGUCACUGGCUCAGGGGACAAGAAGGCUACAGUCUAUGAAGUCAUCUACUGAAAACAUUAUGUGGUUUAACGUUUAUAGUUGAAUUGGGCCAAAAUGUUUUGAAUUUGUAGAAAUAGAAAAGUUGUAACUUUAAAAACACAGAAACCUGUUUCCAAACCUUGACACAAAACUACUUUGCGUCUACAAAGAGGAGGCAGUGAGCACAUCAGCAGAAGGUCACCUACCUACCUAGACCAAAUGGAGCACCGAGGCAAAGUGGACAGAGGGGUGAGGGUUGUGGGCUUGAGGAAUGGAGCCCGCUGACCCGGGCAGAGUCCAUCCUUUUCUUUCUGUGAGACCUGCCGAGAUUACCUUUCUGUUCCUUGCCGUUACCCUCCUGUCUGUCCUUGGUAGAGCACUGGUGUCUCCAAUGAACUUGUUUCCUCGUUUUGCAUCUUGUGAAAUGUUUUUUUGUAUUUUUGUUGAAGGUUAAACAUUUGUAUAAAUUGUAAAUAUAUUUGGUUUAUUACAGUAAAGGCUUUAGUACCAAUAA
Molecule: messenger RNA, 2887 nt
Organism: Balaenoptera ricei (Rice's whale)
Lineage: Eukaryota; Metazoa; Chordata; Mammalia; Artiodactyla; Balaenopteridae
Product: transducin-like enhancer protein 1
Exons: 20
Coding region: 64-2406 (780 amino acids)
Biological process (GO): regulation of DNA-templated transcription; negative regulation of canonical Wnt signaling pathway
Cellular component (GO): transcription regulator complex; nucleus
Molecular function (GO): protein binding; transcription corepressor activity
Source: RefSeq, a predicted model, not a curated record